AUGAAAACAUCAUUUGAUACUUUUAUUUCUGAAUUUCAACAAACCGAUAAUCCUGAUGAGAAAUAUACGUUAAUAGAACAAAUUAUUUCCUCGUUGGCUAUUAUACCAUAUGGACAUAAAAAUCUUACAAAGUCUGAAAUGAUCGCACACAAGGUUUUUGUCAUUUUACGUGACUAUGUAAUUAUCAAUCAACUUCGUCAAAAACACGCAGAAGACACUAGUUCACAGAAGGUCUUGCUGAAUGUUUCAUUAUUGUUCAUGAAUCUAUGCAAUAAUAUCAACGAAACUAAUAUUACUGUAUUCAAAAGCCUAUUUAUUCAUAAACCAUUGAUCGACGAACUUGCAAAUUGUCUUCAUGAGAUAAGUACACAUGGCAAAUACUUGAAUGAUCCUUCACGUCUCCGUUCGGUUAGCUCCUUAUUAAUAGCAUUGCAGAAAAUUCGAAAACACAAUUUCACAGCACUUGAAUAUUCGCUCAUUGCACCAAUACUUUUUUCUGUUACUCAAUGUUUAUGCUCAUCAUAUGCCCUUGACAUGAUCAAAAGUUUGGAACGAAAUUUCAUUCAAGAACUUGAUGAAGUCCAAAUGCUGUUUCUGUAUGCUAUGCCAUUAAUAUUAUUGAAUGACUUUACAGCAUGGUUUACAAGCUGUCAACCAGAAUCCUAUCUUCAACGUUCCUCUCAAAUCGAUGCUAUGAUUCGUCAUCUAAAUUAUUUUCUCGUUCGCCCCACAGAAUUUGACAGUAUGAAUAUUUUUAGUGAAGAAUUUUAUGAUGACUACUGUAAAUUAGUUUUACAUUGGUCAUCAAUUUUGUCGUCAAUCUUGGCAUGUUCUUCCUGUACAAUGAAUGUCAAAUUAGCAGCACGAACCAGCGUUCAAAUUUUGUAUAAUUUAACAUUACAUUUAAAUGUACUCAAUUUUAUGAAGACGAUACCGAGUUUUAUUUUAAUGCUGCUGAAAGUAACUGAUCUUGAUCAUGAUGAAGUGCAAUUGAAUGCAUAUCGUUGUUUGGGUAAAAUUAUGAUCGAAGCAGAUAUUAAAACUAUGACAAAGCCGAGCAAAAUUGCGGCCGUAUAUAUUGCAUUUCUUAAAGAUACUAUCGACGAUUCGAAAAAAACAGAACGAUUUUAUAGUCUAUUGGAAAGUUUGAAAAGUAAGUUUUUAUCUAUUGUAUUUUUUUAUGAUUAA
Molecule: messenger RNA, 1188 nt
Organism: Rotaria sp. Silwood2
Lineage: Eukaryota; Metazoa; Rotifera; Eurotatoria; Philodinida; Philodinidae
Source: the annotation of a GenBank genome assembly